Molecule: messenger RNA, 1086 nt
Organism: Iphiclides podalirius (scarce swallowtail)
Lineage: Eukaryota; Metazoa; Arthropoda; Insecta; Lepidoptera; Papilionidae
Source: the annotation of a GenBank genome assembly
AUGGUGAUUAGGCACGGUGACUACUCUACGGGUUUAUAUACGGACCGCUCGGUUGAAGGAAUCGUAGUGUGUCCCCUUGGCAUCGUCAUGAAGUGGUUGGUCUUCUUCGGUCUCUGCGUGGCUGUCGCCCUGUCGUCGCCAUCUCCAGACGACGAUCAAGAUGACGACAUCUUGGACAAGGAAAGCCGAAGAUUCCAGACACUUAGUCUGAAACUUGUGGACGAACAUGAUGGCCAGAAACGUAACCGUGUGAAUGAUAACCUUCGAGAUGACCGCCGCAACCGAGAUGAUCUCGGCUCGCUGAGAGACGUAGUAAGGGACACAUAUGAAGUGGAGGCUUCCAAUAAGGUUGGCCCGAAGGACGUGUUGUUGGAUGAUGCAAAGAACUCGCAACUGGAUUUGCUCGCUAAGGAAUUGGAGCAGCUGUCAACGAAAUACCAAGGUCGCGGCGUCCUUAAAGUAGCAUACAGUCCGCCCAAACAGAGAAAUACCAGCUCGAAGCUUUACAAUCUGGGAAGCCUUCACUUCAAAUACGUUGCACCAGAAGAUAACUCAUACUCAUACCAAUACGGAUAUAACAACUACUACAACAAAGGCAGCGAUAACGUGUACGAAUACUACAAUGAUAAGGGAUACUAUAAGCGGCCAUACUACGGAGCCAAGGGCAAUUCCCGCAAUGACAAGGGAGCCCACACUCACGAGAAUGAAAAGGCUGCAGUAUACGAUCCCUCCAAGUACUCGCACCCCAACUAUUACAAGGGGACAUACAACUACGAUAACGACAAGUAUGUAUCCCAGUACUACAACAAGAACACCUACAACUACGACAGCGACAAGUCACCAUACUACUACUAUUAUAAUAACUACAAGUACAACAACCCCAACCCCUACUACGGUAGAGAAGAGAAGCUAUACAGCCCGUACGUUGUCAAGCGUCCUCAACCAAGCUACAAUGACCUGUAUUAUUCUGACCCCAGUUACAACUUGAACCAAUAUAAACCUGACUACUCUGGGAACGUGUAUAAUGCACAGGGAUACUUGCGGGAACGUCAAGACGACGAUGACGAUGACGACAACGAUCGCAAA